GGUUAUAGUUUACGUAUUGAAAAGAGCGGAGCGGUAGUUGCCGAAGAACUGUCGUCACAGACGCAGCCUUUCCACUAUUCUAAAAAAGUGGGUUUACACGUGUGCCCGUCGAUGUAUUUCAAUUUCAAAAUAAAUGUUACAUAAAGUAGGAAUAAGUGAUUGUGACAGUGAGAUGUUUUAGUGGGUCAUAUACUUUUGCCCUGAACCCGUCAAACUGUUAAAUUGGACGAAUGGUGAGCAACCAAUACUUCCGGGAGCUUUUUUCACACAUUUGUCGCACUUACAUACAAAACAAUGUAAUAGGAAUAUUGGUAGUUGCGAUAGUGUGAUGAGCGAUUACGAACGCAUUAGGAGAUCAUGUGUCAAACGCGGAGAAUUGUGGGAAGAUCCAGAUUUCCCGGCAACACAGUCAUCGGUAUUUUAUCAUCAAACGCCACCCUUUCAGUUCACAUGGAAACGACCAAAGGAUUUAUGCAGUAGACCAGAAUUUGUACAAGAUGGAGCAGGACAGUUCGAUAUCAUCCCUGGUAAAAUGGGAGAUCGGUGGCUGGUGUCCUGUCUUGGAGUAAUAUUCCUCAGCAAAGGACUAUUUUAUAGAGUGGUACCAGCAGAUCAAUCGUUUAGUAACGAACAAUACGCUGGCAUUUUUCGCUUUAGAAUUUGGUGGUGCGGCGAAUGGACCGAGGUUUUGGUCGAUGACCGCCUACCAACCGUGAAUGGACGGUUGGCAUUCCUUCAGGCACAGCAUGCGGACCAUUUCUGGCCGGGACUUUUAGAAAAGGCAUAUGCAAAACUGCAUGGCUCCUACGAAGCGUUAAAAUAUGGUACAUUACUCGAUGGAUUGGCAGACCUAACUGGCGGAAUAACCGAGAGCGUAAGCUUAAAACAGGACAACAUUAUGUGCACUCGGUUACUUCACAAGUUCCUGGAAAUGACGACGAUCAUCACUUGUUCUUUACAAGCACCCAAUACACAAGGACGAUCGCAAAUGGAGAAAACCUCAAAUGGUGUACAGAUUGGCACUAACUACAGACUCUACGCGGUUGAUCAGGUGGAAAAAUUCAGCGGCGAAGUUGUACAGUUAGUGAAAUUAAAAAACCCCUUAAGUCAGCUGACUGACUACAUGGGUUUUUGGUGGUCCGAUUCACAAGAAUGGUCGGAAAUACUUCCCCCUGAACAAGAACGGCUAAGACAGCAGACGCUCGAUGGAGAAUUUUGGAUGCCAUACUCUGACUUCAUUAAAACCUUCACUCAUUUAGAAGUAGUACACUUAGACAGUGACACUAGUCGAGACGAACCGAGUUUGCAUAGCAAAUGCAUGUGGCAGAUGCGUUUGUAUCAGGGAAGCUGGUUAAAAGGCGUUACUGCGGGCGGUUGUAGAAACAACCCGGAAACGUUUCACAUUAAUCCACAACUCCAUUUAACGCUUAGUGAAAUGGAGGAGGUGAUUGUUUCUUUGAACCAACACAGCAUAAUGGAACCGAAAGUGAUCGGUUUCACCGCAUACACUCUACCAAAUGACACAACGGAAAUCCUGGGAAGGGCGUUCUUUAAGAAAAACAAGUCACUAGUCAAUUCGCAAUAUACGAAUAGCCGGCAAGUUAGCCAUAGGUGCCAAUUAGAGCAGGGAAGCUACUUAAUUUUACCGACAACUUUCGAACCUAGUCAAGAGUCGGGGUUCACGUUGAGGAUUUACUCGAGUAAACCCUUGAAACUAAAGCUCUUAGAUGUAACACCGUCUUUGAUUAAGCCUGCGAUUGUUAAGGCGCCCGCGCUGCUUGACGUUAAAAGCUUUAGUCAAUAUGAAUCCGUCUUCUUGCAACUGGCAGAUGAACAUCGGACUGUGAAUGCUUUCGAGCUACAGGAGCUGUUGGAUGCGUGUCUUCCAAAUGAUUACAUUAAGAGUUGCGCCUCUACGGAAGUUUGCCGGCAAGUAGUCCUCACAUUUGACCUCUCAGGUACCGGAAGAUUAAAAUUUGCCGACUUCAAAGACUUAAUGUGCAGUUUAAAACACUGGCAAACCGCUUUCAAAAACCACACCAAAGAAAAAACUGGAAUAUUGAAGGCGGAAAGAUUACGAGACGCAAUAAUUGACGUGGGAUUUCAGUUAAGCAGCGACGUUUUAGCCGUACUCAUUCUGAGAUAUAUGCGCAAAGACGGAACUCUCCGAUUCGGAGAUUUCGUUUCUGCCAUACUACGUUUGACUAUUUCAUUCAAUGCCUUUGAAGCGAAGGACCCCUUGCAAAAUGGUACCGUUAAACUUGGUUUAGCCGAGUGGCUGAAGUCAUCGUUAACUUGUUAAUAUGCUGUUUUUUACGUACUUUUUAUUUGUAUAUAGCUAGUUGUAAUACAAAAAAUGUAAUAUUAAGUUUUUAUUCAAAAUAAAACUUGACUUAAA
Molecule: messenger RNA, 2398 nt
Organism: Photinus pyralis (common eastern firefly)
Lineage: Eukaryota; Metazoa; Arthropoda; Insecta; Coleoptera; Lampyridae
Product: calpain-C
Exons: 9
Coding region: 329-2302 (657 amino acids)
Biological process (GO): proteolysis
Cellular component (GO): cytoplasm
Molecular function (GO): calcium-dependent cysteine-type endopeptidase activity
Source: RefSeq, a predicted model, not a curated record